AUGAUGUAUCCUCAAGUCCUCAUUUCAGGCCUCAUACUCCUUCUCCCAGCUGCUGUAGAUUCUUUCUCACAAGUGCAUGGAGUGGUGGGUCACCUUGUCACACUGCCAUGCACAUAUCCAGUGUCUAAUGGAAUGUCAUCCAUGUGCUGGGGCCGAGGGGAAUGUACUUCUGAUACAUGUGGACAAACACUUAUCCGGACUGAUGGACACAAAAUCUACUAUCGGACAAACAACCGCUACCAGCUGAAGAGUGAGCUUCUUCAAGGAAAUGUGUCCUUGACAAUAGAGAGUGUCGCUGAGAGUGACAGUGGUGUCUACUGCUGUCGAGUGGAAACGAAGGGACAGGAUGGUGUGCAGAGCCUGAACUUCUCACUGCAAGUUCAACCAGUUUGGACCUCUACUGUGACAUCCUCACCCAACCCUUGGAAUAUUCACACUGAAGCGAAUCCUACAGAACCCCCAUCGACGAUCCUCACCAAGGGCUUCUAUAUCGGAAUCUCCGUGUCUGCAGUGCUGCUGAUUCUUGCGAGCAUCCUGACUAUCAUACAGUGCAGACGCACGAGAAAGAAGAAGACACUAGAGAGCAAUUCUCAGUGCAACUCAGUUGCCUUCCAUGCUUAUCGGAAUGAAGCGUUUGAAAGUGCGGUGCCGCCCCAAGUCGAAGACACAGUCUCCAUUACUGAAGACGGUUUUCAGCCAACGAUUAAAUCCCAGUUGCCCUCUGAGGCGACAUCACCUCAAAGCUGCAGGAAAAAAUAG
Molecule: messenger RNA, 759 nt
Organism: Psammomys obesus (fat sand rat)
Lineage: Eukaryota; Metazoa; Chordata; Mammalia; Rodentia; Muridae
Product: hepatitis A virus cellular receptor 1 homolog
Exons: 6
Coding region: 1-759 (252 amino acids)
Biological process (GO): phagocytosis, engulfment; positive regulation of mast cell activation
Cellular component (GO): cell surface
Molecular function (GO): phosphatidylserine binding; virus receptor activity
Source: RefSeq, a predicted model, not a curated record